This is a messenger RNA of Sitodiplosis mosellana (orange wheat blossom midge), 2041 nucleotides long. RefSeq names its product sex-lethal homolog. The transcript has 8 exons. The record is from RefSeq and is a predicted model, not a curated record. Bases 665 to 1657 code for a protein of 330 amino acids. NCBI's taxonomy places the organism in Eukaryota, Metazoa, Arthropoda, Insecta, Diptera, Cecidomyiidae. Gene Ontology annotation, molecular function: RNA binding. Gene Ontology annotation, cellular component: ribonucleoprotein complex.
AGGCGCCUUGAUAUUGUUGUUGCUCUCUCGAAUUCAUGGUUACGCGCGCUUGGAGCAAAUCGACAAACAAGUUACAACGAAUUACAUGGCUUAUAUAUUUUAGCUGCCUCGUUACCAAAAAAAAAACUACUGUGUGUCAGUGUCGAUAGUUCAAACUGUUACAAUUUGUUAUUUUUUUUCUGUCUCUAUCUCCUGUUCGAUAUAAAUUCGAUUUCGUUUCUUUUUUUUUCUUUCGUCGAAGCAUUUUGUUUUCCUUUGUCCGUGUAAUGUUCGUUGAGUGUGACGUUUAAUUUUGGUUGUUGAGUUUUUACUUGUUUGUUAAAAUAACGGUGCGUUUUGAAUAUGUGUGAUUUGGAAAGAACUUCAGUGACGAUAACACGCAAUCUCAUUUACAUACAUCAACAAAUGGGCAAUUGAUCUCACCUAAUCGUAAUUAGAAUACAACAUUGGCCCAUAAAUCGUCGACAAUUUAUGUGUUUGGGAAAUUAAUAUAUUUUACAACAACAACAACACCGACGACGACUACGACUACGACGACGACGACAACGUCCACGACGAAUAAAUUAACCACAACUGCACGAAUUAAGGAAGCAAUCAUCCCCCUCCCCUUGAACAAAAUAGAAAGAAACAGAAAUUACCACAAAAAAAAUAAUAACACACGAAAAUGUAUAACAAAUUAAAUGGCUACACUCCAUUUAGGUCGAGUAGCGGCCGAAUGUGGGGAAUGUCACAUUCGAUGCCAACCGGAAUGUCACUUUACGCUGACUACAACCACUUAUCGCCGCCGCCGACGUCACCGCUGCUGCCCACAUCAUAUACCACACAUUCGCUGUCGCAGGACACGGAUUUUUCAUCACAGUAUUUGUCGCGGCAUCGCUUCGAUUUGCCAUCGAGUAGUAGUUCAUUUGGUGCAGGCGCAUACAUGUCGACAUCAAGCUCACAAUCAUUAGCCGCUGGUGCUAAUUUCGAUCCAAAUUCAGCCGGAACGAACCUGAUCGUUAACUAUUUACCGCAAGAUAUGACGGACCGAGAGUUGUACUCUCUGUUUCGUCACAGUGGACCCAUUGAAUCGUGCCGUGUGAUGAGAGAUUUUAAGACUAAUUAUAGUUUUGGCUAUGGUUUUGUGAAUUUUGUCAGCGAAGAAGGCGCACGACAAGCAAUCAAGACACUCAACGGUAUCACCCUACGAAACAAACGACUUAAGGUUUCAUUCGCUCGGCCUUCUAGCGAAGACAUAAAAGAUACAAAUUUAUACGUUACAAAUCUUCCGCGAAAUGUAACCGAGGAUCUGAUCGAAACUAUUUUUGGCAAAUACGGUAACAUCGUACAGAAGAAUAUCCUGAAGGAUAAAAUAAGCGGUAAACCACGAGGAGUAGCAUUCGUGAGAUUCAAUAAGCGAGAAGAAGCGCAAGAGGCGAUUUCCGCGUUGAACAAUGUGAUACCAGAGGGUAGCAGCCAGCCGUUGACCGUAAGGAUUGCCGAAGAGCAUGGCAAACAAAAGGCGAACAUGUUCUAUGGACAGCCAGCGAUGCCGAUGAACAUGAUGAAUAACUACAUGAACAACUUCAAUCAACAAGUGCCGUCGUCCAAUGUGAUGCGUGGAGUUGGAUCGGAUUUGUACAGCAGGAGAAAGAAUUAUUCUUCGUAUCUGUAUUGAAAUUAAAAUGCUAAAGAACAAAUCGAUUCGAAUUGGGAUUAGAAGAAUAAUGGUCUCUCGUCGCCAGCAAUCGCCAAGAGAAAUCCAAGCCCCUCCUUGGAUGUGUUUCAAAAGAAAGAAAAAAAAACGUUUAAAAACUCCAACGAAAAUAACAAUCAAUGCAAAUUACAUAACGACAUUGCAUGAUAACAACCACAACAACAACAACAAAACAACCAAAACAACAGCAGUAACAACAAACAACAACAACAAAAAAUUUAACAGAUAUGCUAACGAAUACAAUAAAGCGUACAAUUGUAAUAAUUUAAUUUUAAAAAAAUCACAAUAAGCCUAGGAUAACCAAAUAUCCCGCUAGCAAAAGCAAAAUAAAAACAAACAAACCAA